Molecule: messenger RNA, 6358 nt
Organism: Caenorhabditis auriculariae
Lineage: Eukaryota; Metazoa; Nematoda; Chromadorea; Rhabditida; Rhabditidae
Source: the annotation of a GenBank genome assembly
AUGCGCCUACUCAUACUUCUGCACGUCUUCUACUCGAUACGCAUAGGUUUGUGACUCAAUAUAUUACUGUACCGGCUAGAUGAGCCUGGAAAUAGUAGAAAAUGGCACAAACCAUUGGAGUUGCUCUGAAAAACGGGAUAGAAGUUUGCAUUUUUUUUUUUGAAAGUCUUAGGAACUAUCGAGUUUAAGAUCAAGAUUCAAGAUACUGUCUAUAAUACUUUCAAUUAUUGGUAGUGUAAGACAGAUAAAUCAUGAUACAUUUUCAUCAUACAUUCGAAAAUACGUAAACCCUAUUACUUUCUCAACAAUUGUAAAUUGAUUCCUUACCAUUAGCCCUUAGCGAGUUUUUUUUUUCAUCUAGAGUAUUCACAGUUCAGCUCAAAAUUUGAAAGCCCAACUUUUCCAGGACAUUCUCUUCGCGUCUGCACCAUGAAACACUACAGGAUAAACUCUGGAGACGUUUUGCAAAGGUUCAAUUUGUUCAUAUUCCAACCAACUUUAUUCUUGCCAUCAAUUUCAGAGUUGAGCUCUCAACAGCAGAAAAGUGUGUAGAGCGAUGUAUUGAAAACAUGAUGUACUGCUAUGUAGCUCAGUUCUCCAAAUCGAAGAACAAGGUCUCAAUUUGCGCUAUUCCUACGCUACGAUAUCCAUUUUUAGGUUCUGGGAGUAUGCAGUUUGUAUGCGAAGACAAAAAAAGAAAUGACUUUGCACCCUGAUGCAACCAUCGACCCAUUGACUAUCAUUUAUGAAUUGGUCGAAAAAUGCGCUCCCUUCACGUCCAGUGACAUCUCUCAUAGAAUAUCACAUCUUCACCGAGAGACAUUACAAAUGGGAAGAAGUGAAGGUGAGAAGUUCAAAGCGGAUCGUAGAGAACAAAAACCAAAAGUGGUUCCAGAAGUCGAAGACAGGUUGGCAGAUUCCUUCUUCCCAGAAUCAGACCAUGUUUCUGGCGACGAUGAAUUCUCAGUGAACAACAACCGUUAUGCGGUGAAUCAAAGAAUAAACUCAUAUUCAAAAAAAAUCAUCAGGUCAUGAAAGUCCUGGAAGAUGAAGUGGAAGUGGAAGCGACAAACGACGCUUUUCCUCGAGAUCCUUUCACAGACUCUCCGCGAUACCAUGAAAUGUCCAAAGAAUAUAAAAGUUGUGAUUGGCUUUUUAUAAAAAUAUUUGUGGAUUUAAAGCUUCUCGAGAGGAAUCCUCUCCUAUUCGUCCUAUCGUGAUGCACAGAGGACUGCAGUUGAACAGUGCUAACUCCGGGCGAUUUGGCUAUCCUUGUCCACGUAAAUUCAUUUUACUCUACAAUACUGAGAAAACGUUUUUAAUUAUAACGCAGAUCUGGUUCAAAUUCUGUGUUGGAAUCUUUAGGAAAAAAUACUUCGCAACUAGAAAUAAUUGGGGGCUAAGCUCCCUAGACUUUUCAUAAAAAAAGAUCUCAACGAUGAGCAGAAAAAGACUGAAAUGCUAUUCAAUGAAGAUGAUCAAAGUGAAAACGACUGUUCUGAAAAAAAUAUUAUCGUCAUUUUUUACGAGAAUCUAUUCCAAGUUUUCUGAUAAACCUAACAAAAUCAACCAGAGGUGCGAUUCUCAAUUCCUUUCGAAAAACUUGUUUCCAGCAAAUGCCGAUUGUGCGAAAACUUUGUACCAAAUGGAUCUCUCUCCUUGUCCGGCACGGCAAGGAGAUCCCUGUGCACCCCGGCCUCCUUGCGUAGUUUAUCUCUCUCCAUGAAAAACUCAAUUUCGUUUUUCAGUUGAAUGAUGACUGUUAUCACGUUGCGCCACCGGAAGCAGAAGGACAAAUCAUGCCGCAAUGGAGCGAGUGGAGCUCCUGCAGUGCGUCUUGUGGUUCUUCGACAAAGACUAGGCAGUGUUCAGGUCAACUUCCGCAUUUAAUCAACAUCCCCGUAUAACUUUUUUAAGAUAAUAAGUCCCCUUUUAGUACUAGUAUCUUAUUUCUCAAAGAUUUUUUGAAUAGUUUCAAGAAAAAUCUUUGUUCAAACUUACUUUCUUUUCAUAGUUUUGAUGGCGAUUUUUAUCGAAAGAUUUUUUCUCAUUUACUGAAAAAAACACCUCAAUGUUAUUGUUGUUGUCUGAAGUUUAGCGAAAUCAGUUUUUUUUUGGUAAGUAUACGUUUACCAUGUAAUAUUCUGGCCAAACUUUGAAUAUUAUAACAGUAAACUCUUGUAUUCUUUUUUUCCAGGCUUUGGCUGUCCUGGUGUAGCUUUCGUUGCUUGUUCAGUACCUCAAUGCGCUCUCUGGACUUCUUGGUCUCCGUGGACAUUUUGUUCAGCUACUUGUGGCCGAGGUGAACAGCAACGAACUCGAACUUGCCAGAACGGCCGCGAUUGCCUUGGACCCAGCAUAGUUCGUUGCCGUUUGCACUCCAACUACCGACGCCACCAAUUUCAAGGAAGUAGAGCCGUGCGAUUCACUGCCUUGCGCAAUAUGGGCUGACUGGUCUCCGUGGACCGGUUGCCAGCAAACGUGCGGCCGUGGGGUUGAACGCCGUUCAAGAACUUGUCAGGUACGGUAGUUUCUCGAAACUUGUACAAAUUUCACUUUGAGAAUGGACUUUUUUGCCCUGGGCCGCCAAGUGAAGAGCGACCAUGUGAUAGAGGACCGUGUCCGCACUGGGGAGAAUGGUGCAGCUGGAGCGAGUGCUCGAAAACUUGUGGCGGAGGAGAAACAGUUGAGAACUUUUUUAAGAAAUUAUUUGAAAUUAUCUAAGAAAUUUUUCUCUCAGACCCGAUGAAGGUCCUCAAAACUAUCAAUCCGAUCAUCUUUUUAAAUCAUCUAAAAAAAGUUUUUUUGGGGGUUGGCCUCAGAAAAAAAUUUUUUUCAGCGAAAAUUAUGAAAAAAACAGUUUCGGAACUUUCAUUUUUUUAUUAGAAAGGCUAAAGAGGUUCAUAUGAUAAUUUGUAUUAUCAAUCGAAAAAAAAAAAUUCAUAAAAAUAUCCACGUUUUUUUUAAAAAGUUUCGUCAAAUGAUCUCAACUUAAUUAUUCUCGACCGAUUUAGUAGAAAUAUGAACUUUUUCUUUACAGUAUCGAUCAAGAAACUGUGUUGACGGCUAUUCAUGUGAAGGAGCAUCCGAAGAAAAGCUACUUUGUAACCAACAACCUUGUCCAGAGUGGACACAGUGGACUCAAUGGUCGAUUUGUGAAGAAAAAGUGUGGAGAAGAAACUUUCCGGCUUCGCAACAGGUAAAAAAAAGUAUCUAAAAUGUGUAUUUAAAAUGAAUAAAAAGGUCUUCAUUAUUUUUCUGCAAGAUUUUUUUCUCUUGUGAAAAAUAGGUUCUUUUCAGAGUUUGCCAAUACGGAACAAACGGAGCUGACUGUGAAGGGCCUGCGCAGGAUCAAUCGAGCUGCCCAGUGAGAGAGUGUCCGAAAUGGAGUGAAUGGGAAGAAUGGUCAGAUUGCUCUACAACGUGUGGACAAGGAUCUCAAAAAAGGUGAGAUUAAAUUGAACAAAGAAAAACUCGAUUUUUUUUAGGUUAAGGAAAUGCGUGAAUGGAUAUGAGUGUACUGGACCAGCAAAUGAGAUGAGGUAUCUAAGUCUCAGUUUCUGAUCAAGAAAUAAUGCUCAGAUUCUGCCAAAUCGCGUCUUGCCCUUAUUGGGGAGAAUGGUCCCAAUGGUCUGGUUGUUCUGUCAGUUGCGGAAGAGGUUUCUGCGAAAGAAAUCGAAAGUAUAAAAAAGUUUUUCACUUCUUUUGAACUUUUUUUGUAACAGAUGCAUAACCGAUGAAUUUUUGCACAUUCCAAGCUUAGAUGAGCUGGAGCACGAUGAUUCUAGCUCAGAGUUGAGAGCCGGUUUGAUUGUGUUCAUGUUUUUCAUGGCAACUCUAUUUCCAGAAGCCAAGCAAGCACUCAUAGCAAGGGCGAAAAUUGUCAAGAAUCUCAAUCAGAGCGAGGCUAGUCUGUACAAAAAAUAAAAUCAUCUUGGAAAUUGUAGGUUCGAAGAUCACCUUCCCGUAAUGGAUUCGAAUCUUCUGGAGGUACUUGCGGCGGUUCUUCUUCAGAGAAAAAAGUUUGCGAUGCAGGUACAGGAAAAAUUGAGAAUUUGCGAAAUCCAUGACGAAUUUUCAGGCCCAUGCUGCUUUUGGGAGAAUUGGACGGAGUGGUCGCCUUGCAUCGGCUGUGGGAGAGACGGCAUCACGAAAAGAAAUCGAGCCUGUAAUCCAGAAGGCUACAGCUCUGAAACGUUUGCUCCUCCGUUCCAAGUUUCUUUCCAAGUGGGUAGAAAAAAAAGAUUCUUCAGAAUUUCAAAUAAACAGGAAGACUUCGACCGACAUCCACCUGCUGCUGCUCCUCUUGAUCAGUACACCAUCCCUAAAAGCUCUGGUGAAAAUAGUUUCUGUUAUGAUAAAAAUAAUCGGUUUAGAAAUGACCCUAAUAGGACUAUCUCCGAUUAUUCCGAUAGUUCAUCGAGGGAAACGACAAUCUUCUUAUGGUUUAGCUCGUGAGUUAAUACAACUUCAUGUUCACCUGGGUAAUUCUGAGUUUCAGUUCGUGCCAGACCGCCACAGUGUCAUUGCCCAGGAGAAUCUUUUGAUACAAAGCCUUGUCCCAAUCCAUUGCCUUGUGAAGAUCCGACGCCUUCUUGCGAAUGGUCUUCUUGGGGUGAAUGGUGUGGUUGUCAGCGUUGUCGGGUAACACAGUAUCUAAUGAGAGGAAACUAUUGAUGGUCCAGGAAGGCCAACAAAUACGCAGGAGAUACUGUGACAGAGUCAACACGAUCAGAGGCGGUCCUAUGAAGCCGGAUUUGUCUUGCGAGUGUCCUGAUGGCUUGGAUAUGGAGGACAGGCCUUGCAAAGUAGAUAAUGUAUGUAACAUGACGGUCUUACCGAGUAGUUUUUUUAUUUGCAGAGCUGCUUCAGAGGUCUAACGGCUUAUAAUCUAGACCUUAGUGAAAGAGGACGUCAGAACAGUCGGGAAAAUAAUAGAGGAUUUUAUUCUCAAAGCUCCUCGCGACAAGAAGAGAACGUCGAUCGUUAUGUUCCUAUCGACUCCGUCAUUGGACGAGUUGAAGUGAGCUUCCACAGGAGUUAUUUGUAUCAGAACUUGAGAGACCAAAGCACCUUUUCAACCAUUAGAUAAUCUUUUGUUGGUUCACCGGUUUUUCAAUUGAUAUUCAUUAUUUGGAUUAGGCUGAUUGAAAAAAAAAACAACAAUAGUUUUUCAGCUCAACCGCAAAGCAAGCGAAAAUUAUGAUCGUAAAGAUUCUGCUUCGAUUUACACGACGACACAAUAUCCAUAUGCGGUAAUCACACUUUUUUUAAAUUUCUUUUUCGAAAUUGAAUUGAAUUUGAACGUUAUUAAUAUAAAGCACUUUUUUCGAUGAAAAUUGUCCCUCUUAAAAAUGAAGCUUUGAAUCAGAAUUUGCUUUUUGAAUAUCACUUAUUUUAUGGGUAAAGAGUUCAAAGAAAGAAAAAAAAAACAGUUUCAGAUGUGCCAGUGGUCGAAAUGGUCACCGUGGAGCGACUGCGACUCGGAAUUCGAGAUGGAACGUAAACGUUUCUGUGUCGGAGACCAAGGUUUUUCAGUGAUAAAUCAUAAAAAAUUGACUUUUUUUCGUAGCGGACUUGGUGAGCAACUGCGAGUGCGUCGGCAAGUCUCACGAAGAACAACGCUGCACACAGAAACCACAAAAAACAAGCUCUCAGGCGGAAAUGAGCGUCGAAACCACCGAGGCCGAGGUUCAGAUCCGUUUUCUCGUGAUGGAUUAGCUCACUUGAGAAUUUGUAGUCACCGUUCAGUUGAGAUUGCUUUGACGAUCACGAGACAGGUCAACUUUAGUCUUGUCAAGAGAACUAAUCUUUCCGUGGCAAUAGGAAAUCUGAAUUUACCGGUGCAAAAAUGAAAUCUUCUAAAGCAACUUGUUCAAAAUUUUUGAACAGCUUUGAAUUCGCGAUAAAUUGAACAAAAGCUGUUAUAUUUUGUCAUAGAAUCUGUUCAGAUUGAAAGUGGGCUCGACGAGUUGUUAAAGUUGACAGAUGAGUCAUCUCCUAGAGCAACCGAGAUUAGCAGUUCUUUGACCGACCUUCAGGUGUUCUGAGUGUUUGUGAAAUGAUACUCAGGUUUCCCGUUUCAGUGUGACUGGACUCGCUGGUCACAGUGGAGCGUUUGCACGACAACUUGUGGCCCUGGGCAAAGAAUGCGGCGUAGAAGAUGUCCUUGCGGGUUAACUUUAACAUAAUCAGACUUUUAAUUUUUUUUUUUGAUUUUGUAUUUUUAUCGUGAAGAUUUUACAGAGAAAACAAGUGUGGCGCUGGCGUGGAAAGCUCAACAGAACACUGUGAUUCUGCCCCCUGCACCUCGUCAAACCAACGGAACCAUCCUAAUUUUCGAAUAGUUUCUUCUUAG